This is a messenger RNA of Musa acuminata subsp. malaccensis (wild Malaysian banana), 1241 nucleotides long. RefSeq names its product GDSL esterase/lipase At2g23540. The record is from RefSeq and is a predicted model, not a curated record. Gene Ontology annotation, molecular function: hydrolase activity, acting on ester bonds. Lineage: Eukaryota; Viridiplantae; Streptophyta; Magnoliopsida; Zingiberales; Musaceae.
GUGUGUGUGUGUGUGAGAGAGAGAGAGAGAGAGAGGGAGGGAGGGAGGAGAAGCUUAGGGCAUCAAUGGCUAUGAAGUUGGCCUCGGUGGUUGUGGUGCUUUGCACCACCAUUGUAGCUGUUUGUGGAGGUGAUGAGGGAAUGAAAGCCUCUUUUGUGUUCGGAGACUCUCUUGUGGAUGCCGGCAACAACAACUAUCUGCCGUCGCUGUCGAAGGCCGACAUUCGACCAAACGGCAUAGAUUUCUCGGCCUCCGGCGGACAGCCCACCGGCAGGUACACCAACGGCAGGACCAUUGCAGACAUCAUCGGAGAAUUACUUGGUCAAGAAAACUACGCACAGCCAUUUUUGGCCCCCAACACAACAGGAAGAGUCAUACUGAACGGAGUGAACUAUGCUUCUGGAGGAGGAGGGAUUCUGAAUGGAACAGGAAAAAUCUUUGUUAACAGGCUUGGAAUGGACGUCCAACUCGACUACUUCAACAUCACCCGGCAACAGUUGGACGGAUUACUGGGGAAGGCUGAAGCAAAAGAGUUCUUGAUGAAGAAAUCCAUCUUCUCGAUCACCAUAGGAUCCAACGACUUCCUAAACAACUACCUUCUACCCGUCGUCUCCGCCGGAGAAAGAGUCACCGAGACACCGGACUCUUUCAUCGACAGCCUCAUCAUCAGCUUCCGCAGCCAACUCACGAGACUCUACUCCCUCGACGCACGAAAGGUGGUGGUCGCCAACGUCGGGCCUAUAGGAUGCAUUCCUUACCAGAAGACGAUCAACAAAGUCAAGGAGGCGGAGUGCGUUAGCUUACCAAACCAGCUUGCGGUGCAGUACAAUUCGCAGCUGAGGGACAUGCUUACAGAACUCAAUGACAACCUCCCCGGCGCCAAGUUCGUCCUCGCCAAUGUAUAUGACUUGGUGACGGAGUUGCUCACAAACCAUCGAUCCCACGGCUUCAGAACAACAAGCUACGCUUGUUGUGGCGACGGAGGGCAGUAUCAGGGGAUCAUUCCUUGUGGGCCGACCUCCACCAUGUGUGAUGAUCGAUCGGAGUAUGUGUUUUGGGAUCCGUAUCAUCCGAGCGAGGCUGCCAAUCUUUUCUUUGCUAAGUAUAUUGUCGAUGGGGAUACGAGGUAUGUAUCUCCCAUUAAUCUCAGACAACUUUUGGGGCUGUGACAUUCUUGUAAUGUGAGGAAAACGAUCAAAUGUUAAAGUACGGAUCACUCGAAAUAGAUUUGCUCUAUCAAA